Messenger RNA from Diaporthe batatas, 2741 nucleotides. RefSeq lists its product as uncharacterized. Gene Ontology annotation, molecular function: peptide-N4-(N-acetyl-beta-glucosaminyl)asparagine amidase activity; carbohydrate binding. The record is from RefSeq and is a predicted model, not a curated record. Lineage: Eukaryota; Fungi; Ascomycota; Sordariomycetes; Diaporthales; Diaporthaceae. Gene Ontology annotation, biological process: carbohydrate metabolic process; glycoprotein catabolic process; protein deglycosylation. The coding region runs from base 348 to 2741 and encodes 797 amino acids. Gene Ontology annotation, cellular component: cytosol; nucleus. The transcript is spliced from 2 exons.
GCCAAACUACCUGCCAGAUCCGGGGGCUACGCGGGGUAGAUGCCAUAGCCAUUUGUCGACGUAACCAUGGAUCAGGGAGCCGCGAUAAUGCGGAGAUCAGGCGGGACGAACGGUAGCAGCAAUGGUGUUCGUCCUGCGGGUACGAUCGCGUUGUUAACAAGUGUGCUUUGAGCUUCGAGCUGAGCUGGCCCAAAACCGUAGUCAUAUGGCAUAUGUUGCAGCUACUAGUACAUCAAGUUCUUAGGUAUUCACCACAAACCAGUCUUGAACGUAGCAGAUCGGCCAACAUCUGCUACCGCGAGGGGCGCCGACUUGACCCCUCCUACUAGUAGAUGUAAGUAUUCAGCAUGGCUCGUCUGCUGUCCGUAAAUCUUGCCAUCCUAGCCCUCCAAGCUCUGGCACAAAACAACACAAAUACCACCGCGGACCCACUGGAAUUCGUCGACCCGCUCAUAGGCUCCACAAACGGCGGCAAUGUCUUCGCGGGCGCCUCCCUCCCGUACGGCCUCGCCAAGGCCGUAGCCAACGUCGACGGCCAGAACACGGGCGGCUUCGCCACGGACGGCAGCAACGUCACGGGGUUCAGCUCGGUACACGACUCCGGGACCGGCGGGAACCCCAGCCUGGGCAACUUCCCGCUGUUCCCGCAGGUGUGCCCGGACGACGCGGACGUCAACAGCUGCAGCUUCCGCAUCGGUGACCGGAAGCUGCCGUACGCCACUGACAGCGUGGUCGCCCGGCCUGGGUACUUCAGCGUGCGGCUGCAGUCUGGUAUCGGCGCUGAGAUGACGGUUGCGGAGCGGACGGCGUUGUACCGAUUUGACUUCUCAGGUGCUUCGGGAGGUGGCGGGAAUUCUCCGCACCCGUUGGUGUUGCUGGACUUGACGGACCUAUGGCAGAGCCGCCAGAAUGCAUCGAUUAGUGUUGACCCGGACACCGGACGCAUGACUGGUAAUGGUACCUUCCUGCCGAGCUUCGGGGCAGGAUCAUAUGUCAUGCACUUUUGUGUGGACUUCUUUGGGGGCGACAUCUAUGAGAACGGCGUGUGGGUGAACAACCGGGCAGGGACUGAGCCCAAGGACUUAUUUGUGACCAGAGGCUUCAACCUAUUCUUCCUCGAGGCGGGAGGCUUUGCCAGGUUUUCCGGUCUAACAGACAACACCGUGACAGCUAGGAUGGGUAUCAGUUUCAUCAGCUCAGAGCAGGCCUGCAGCACCGCCGAGUCGGAGAUUCCUGACCCCAUCCAAGACUUCGACACGCUCGUCGGCAAUGCCCAGGACUCGUGGAGGCGGAAGCUGAGUCCGGUGUCAAUAGAUGCGGGAGGCGCGAGCACGGAUCUCCAGACCAGCUUCUGGAGCGGAAUAUACAGGGCCAUGAUGUCGCCGCAGAAUUACACGGGCGAGAACCCGUACUGGGACAGCGGGAUUCCGUACUUUGACUCGUACUACUGCAUCUGGGACUCGUUCCGCGUACAGCACCCACUUCUGACCAUUAUCGACCCGGUCGCUCAGACGCAGAUGGUUAACUCGCUCCUCGAUACCUACCGCAACGAGGGGUGGCUGCCCGACUGCCAUAUGUCGCUGUGCAACGGCUGGACACAAGGCGGGUCCAACGCGGACGUCGUACUGGCCGAUGCCUACGUCAAGAACCUGUCGUCCACUAUCGACUGGGAGCUUGCCCUCGAAGCUGUCACCAAGGAUGCUGAGGAAGAGCCGCUCGAAUGGUCCAAACAAGGGCGAGGCGGUCUCGCAAGCUGGAAGAGCCUAGGUUACAUUCCCUACCUGGACUUUGACCCCAAUGGCUUUGGAACCAACUCGCGGAGCAUCUCGCGCACGCUCGAGUACUCAUACAACGACUUCAACCUCGCCACGAUCGCGCAGGGGCUGGGGAGGUCAGACCUUUACACCAAGUACCUCGCGCGGAGCGGCAACUGGCAGGCCCUGUGGCGCGAGGACCAGACCUCCCUGAUCAACGGCAACGACACGGGCUUCCAGGGUUUUUUCCAGCCCAAGUACCUGAACGGGACGUGGGGAUAUCAAGACCCCAUCGCCUGCUCCACGCUGGCAGGCUUCUGCUCCCUGACGACCAACCCGUCCGAGACGUUCGAGGCCAGCAUCUGGCAGUACCAGUUCCUGGUCCCGCAGGAUGUCGCGGGGCUGAUAUCACUCAUGGGCGGCGACGACGCCUUCGUGGACCGGCUGUCGUACUUCCACGGCUCCGCACUCGCAGACAUCUCCAACGAGCCCGUCUUCUCGACCGUGUGGCUGUACCACUACGCAGGACGCCCCGGGCUGUCCGCGGAGCGGAUCCACGGGUACAUCCCGGGCUCCUUCACGGCGGAGCCCGCGGGCCUGCCCGGCAACGACGACUCGGGCGCCAUGGGCAGCUUCCUCUUCUUCAGCAUGCUGGGCCUGUUCCCCGUCGCGGGCCAGGACGUCUACAUCAUCUCGGCGCCCUUCUUCCGCUCCGUGAGCGUCACGCACCCGACCACGGGCAAGACGGCCACCGUGAGGGUUGUCGACGGGUGGGAUCCCGGCUACGGCAGCAUAUACAUCCAGAGCGUCACCGUCAACGGCGAGCCGUGGUCCCGGAGCUGGAUCGGCCACCGGGUGUUUACUGAAGGGUGGACGGUUGAGGUGAGCCUCGGGGCCAGCGAGUCGCCCACCUGGGGGCGCGCCCUCGAGGACCGGCCGCCGAGCUAUGGGGCCUCAUCUCCGGAUUCGGUGCUCGUGGGUAUCUAA